Molecule: messenger RNA, 1612 nt
Organism: Closterium sp. Naga37s-1
Lineage: Eukaryota; Viridiplantae; Streptophyta; Zygnematophyceae; Desmidiales; Closteriaceae
Source: the annotation of a GenBank genome assembly
ACCUGGCGGGUCUGGCAGCGCCCUCUCCACCCCUUCCCCCCGCAACAUGCUCUCCCCCUCCUCCCGCCCUUCCCCCCGCCCCUCCCCCCGUGGCGGGUUGCCCUCCCCUUCCCCCCGCGGCCUGUCGUCCCCCUCCCCCCGCUCCGUCCACUCUCCGUCUCCACGAGCCUAUGGGAGAACAGGACUCGCUCUGCCGUCUCCUCCCGCUCAUCCCCCCUCGGGUCCUUCUCCCCACCCAUCCUCCUCGGGUAAUCCACCCCACCCAUCCGCCUCCGCAUGGCCUCCCCGGUCCCGAAGCAGCAGCCCGUGCCCACGACUUCCCAACAGCCCACUCCAUCCCCGCGGGAGUGCUGCUGCUGCUGCCUCCCAUCCGCCUGCUGCUCCGUCUUGUCUUGGAGUACCUGGUACCAGUGCAAGUGCAGGUACGAGUGCAAGCGUUAGUGCACACGCAAGUGCGAGUGCAAGCGUUAGUGCGCACGCAAGUGCGAGUGCAAGCGACCGAGAAAGAGGUGAUGGUGGAGAGGGGCAAGGUGAGUUGGGGAAGUGUGGAACAAUCGUGCAUGCUCUACCUGGCGCCAAUGCUGGACAGCACACUCCGCCUCCGGUUGACCCAGUUGACCCAGCUGAGCCAGUUAGCUCAAUUAAUCCAGACUCCAAGAAAGGUGACAGCUCCAUUCUCGCGACUUGUCAGCCUCAGCUUCAGCAGCAGCAGCAGCAGCAGCAGCAGUGGGAGGAGCAGGUGGCAGAAGAAUUGCAGGAUGGGAGAGGAGGGCAGCAGCAGCAGCAGCAGCAGCAGAUGCCACAGAUGCCACAGAUGCCGCAGAGAAUAGUGCAGCAGAUCUUACCAUCCGCUGCGGACCUAGAACCAGUCUUGCCCGCAUACUCCAGCCAAUCAUUGUGGGGCUUUGUAGCAGAGAUCGACGGCCCAGAUGCGUUCGCUGGAGGCGUGGGCACAGAGGAGGAUGAUGCUGCUAGUGGCGGGGGGUUCCAGGAAUCUCUGUCAAUGACUGCUGGUCAAGGGCAGACUGCAGCAUCCCUUGACAUGCAUGAUAUCGAGCAACUCCUUAUGGGGGAUGAAUGUGCUGCUGACAUGUCGGGCUGUGAUUGGCCCAGCAGUGUUGGAAACCCUGGGCUGGGGGGGAUUGGCCCUGGAGGCACCACAGAAGUUGGAGGGGUUGGAGGAAUACAGGAUCACGGAGGAGUAACAGAAGCUGCAGUAGGAGUAACAGAUGGUGCAAUAGCAACUCCUCUGGGUGAAACAUCGACGGAUGGGGAUGUGGCAGAUGUGAGUGCAGUGGGGCAUCUACUCUUUGAUGACUCGUCAGCCAUGCAGCAGCUGAGCGCUGAUUGGCUGACUGAUUUCCAGAGGAGCAAUUACGCUGCCUUCACCCCUGACACUGGGGCUGCGCUGGUGCCUGGAGCACCGGCUGCAGCACAGCAAGCAGCCCUAUCAUCAGCUGAGCAUGCAGCUGGAAUGCCAUCAUCAGGGGGACCCUCUGUGCCAGUGCAGCAGGGGGUGUGGCAGCUUGGAGCGGCCAAGGGCAGGCAACCCAGUCAGGAUGGGUCUGGUGCUGGAGGAGAGUACCACUGGGGACUGGGCUUUGUGCCUUGA